Molecule: messenger RNA, 546 nt
Organism: Gongylonema pulchrum
Lineage: Eukaryota; Metazoa; Nematoda; Chromadorea; Rhabditida; Gongylonematidae
Source: the annotation of a GenBank genome assembly
GGUAAUAAACAAGAAAUCCCACGCGAAAUGCUGAACAGCCAGUAUGGCAUGGCAGCCCUGCUGUCGGGCCUACGAGAAAUGGAGCGCAAUCCAAAUACGGGGGCAACGCUUGCAGCAGGUCACGACGUUGCAACGCUGGGUGUGAACUUCAACGCCACCGGAAGAAACAUUCAUCCAACAUUUGGAGGACCAUGGCAAUCUUGUUCAUGCCCUGCACAGGAUAGCGAGGCUAGGGUGCCGAAGGAAUAUCGGGUGUUAUCUUUGAUUGGGCAUCGACUGCCACCGUUCUCGCUGAGAACGCUUUCUGAAGACACACUUUUCUAUUUUUUCUAUAAUUUCCCGGGCGAAGAAUACCAAAUUGGUGCUGCAAACGAACUCUAUUACCGGGACUGGCGGUAUCACAAAAGUCUGCAUGUCUGGAUGAUGCGAUCACAGCGUGGAUACGUCAAGGAGCAUGGACCAACCUUUGAAAAAGGCACAUACCUCGUCUUCGAUCAUACACACUGGCGCAAAGUAAGUUUUUCUUUGGGCACCUUUUUUCCUUAG